Trematomus bernacchii (emerald rockcod) is the source of this 1434-nucleotide messenger RNA. Its product is annotated as C-type lectin-like. The record is from RefSeq and is a predicted model, not a curated record. Bases 394 to 969 code for a protein of 191 amino acids. NCBI's taxonomy places the organism in Eukaryota, Metazoa, Chordata, Actinopteri, Perciformes, Nototheniidae. The transcript has 5 exons.
GGCUGUGUGCUGUCUCAUCACAUGCUAAGUCCAUUCGUCGGUACACUUUUUGUCUAUGGCCGGAAAGAACAGGACUGAAGCUCAAAAGUACUGCAGAGAGAAAUACACAGACCUGGCCACUGUGGACAGCGAGAAGAUUGUGAAGAUCCUGAACAACGCGGCAGAUUUAACCAAAAUGGUCUAUCCGGGAUACUACCAUCGAGCCUGGAUCGGGCUGUAUGAUGACAGGGACAGCUGGAGGUGGUCAAUGUCAAACUCAAGCUUCUACAAUAACGAGGAGACAGUCUUCAGACCAUGGAAGGAUCAACAACCAAGCAACUAUUUGAGUAGAGAAUACUGCACAGAGACGGAUCCCGAUGGAAAUUGGAAUGAUGAUAACUGUGCGCACUCCGUAUGGCAGUCUGCAUGGAUGUCAAAGGGCAGAAUGUGACAUUUGUCUUGGUCAACAUCCUCAUGACCUGGACUGAGGCCCAGAGCUACUGCAGAGCAAACCACACUGACCUGGCCAGUGUGAGGAACAUGGCAGAGAACCAGCAGGUACAAGACCUGGUCCCUGCUCGAGGUAUCGUCUGGAUUGGCCUUUACAGAGACUCCUGGAAGUGGUCCGAUGGAAGGAAAUACUCCUUUAGUCACUGGUCAGCAUCUGAACCCAACAACAUAGAUGGCAAUGAGCUGUGUGUGGUUGCAUACUUCGACAACUUUGGAAGAUGGGAGGACUGGAGAUGUGAAGAUAAGAGACCCUUCAUUUGCUACAAACUCCUAAAGGUUGUUUCAAAGCAAGUGAUAAAAUUGAGCUUGCAGUACACGGGCUCCGAUCUGAAUCUGAACAACGAGGCUGUGCAGAAUGACAUGUUGGUGAAGAUCAAACAGCAGAUGAAGAUCCAGGGAUUGGAUGACAACAUCCAGCUGAGCUGGAGGAAGCAGCCGGAUGGAAAGGUCUUCCACAAGGAGCAGAAGGAUGAGCUUUAGUGUUGAACUGCUGUGUCGGUUUUCAUCAGGGAAAAUUGUGCUUCUUUUAUCAAAGUCCUCAACAGAAUAUAGCUUCAACAUUACCUGAUUGAUCCAUUAGUUGUAACUAUUUUUAUUGAAGAUGUUAUGCUUUUCCUUGUUUUAAAUAUUGACCUGAAGUUAAUAUCUUUGAGCUUUAGACUGUUGAAAUUAUAUGCUUGGCAUUUCGGAAAUAAUAACAAGCAUUAUCCACUAAUUUCUGACAUUUUUAGAUCGAUAGAUGAGAUAAAAUAUCUAAAGAAAUUAUAACAUAACAUAGGAUUUUACUGAAGGCAACUCCAGUAAAAUGCAGUUUUAUCAUUUUUUACCCUUUUGUUGUGAAGAAUCUUGUCGUAAAGAGUAGGCUAAAUGUUGUUGAGAUCUGAAUAUUAGGUUGAAUAAUUAAAACGAAAGUUAAUUAUAAUCAAAUAUAAUCAAAUAUAUUCU